AUGGAAGCGGAUGAACAAUUCGAGGCAGAUCUUCAGUUUCUUCUCCUGAAGUCGUCCACGCUCAACAAAAGUGAAAAGUUCGUCAAGGUAUCUCAAAACGUGGUUUCUACCAACCAGAAACAAGGCCAAAAAUUAAUCAAAGGAAAGUACAAAAUCAGCAUGGAAGAAAUUACAAAAGAUAUGGAUGGUAUAAACUUCUCCAGUGAUGAAAAUGACGAGCCGGUGACCCCUGAACCAAGCCCUCACAAUACCAGCAAAGAAUCAGAAACUUCAAGUAGUGUUCCAGCUAAGAAAGCGAAGAAAAAGAGACAAAGAAAGAAGAAGGAACAUGUAAAAGAUGCAGAGAAAGACGGCUUUCCUCCACAAUCUCAAGAAUCGGGAGUACCAAGCGAAACCCACUCUUCAUCUGCAUCAACUGACGGCCAAGAACUGACACCUUCCCGCAGUGCACAGUCCACUAGAACUGUUCCCAAAGCACCUCAAAAAAGCUUUUUAACUGCCAUGGAACCAACUACAUCGAUAAUUGGACUCUCGAAUUCCCAAAUAUUGUCUCUUCCGCUCAACGACGUAAAGUUGAAGCUUCUAGUAUCUUCGGGUAGUAAGACGAUACAGAAUAUAUUGAAGUUUGCCAAAAGAGAGACUUCGGAUUUGUUCGAGGAUUACGAACGCAAAAGAGUGUUUCUCCAGCUUUGCGUGGAAGUGGCAUUGAUGGAGUCAAUGGGGUUCAAGAAAGUAGCGAGAAAAUGGCCUCAAGUGAUUGAGUGGUUCGGUGGAUAUCCCGAGAUCAAUCUUACAACUACCAAGACUCGACUAACGCCGUCCACAAAGGAUAUACACAAGAACUCGUUCGACUACUCCAUGCUAGCAUUAAUUGGCCACAUUUUAAUAUGGGGAACGUUCCUACAGCGCAAAGCCAAACAGCCAGUUUUCACCAAAAAAUACGACAUUCAGGUUCAAAACGUCAAAGAAUGCCUUGGCGGCGACUUCUUGUGGGACCGUCUCUCGCAGCAUCCAAAGAUGAAUGCCAAACGGUGGAAACAUGUGAUCAAAUUCAGACAAUCAUUUCCAUUUGAAGUUAACCAAUUCAUGAUGGUUUUGCGGUUCAUGAAGGUGGAUGAUUUUACCAGCUCCAGCAAUAUAUUAGCAUAA
Meyerozyma guilliermondii ATCC 6260 is the source of this 1149-nucleotide messenger RNA. RefSeq lists its product as uncharacterized. NCBI's taxonomy places the organism in Eukaryota, Fungi, Ascomycota, Pichiomycetes, Serinales, Debaryomycetaceae. The record is from RefSeq and is a predicted model, not a curated record. The coding region runs from base 1 to 1149 and encodes 382 amino acids. The transcript has a single exon.